UAAAAGUCGAAAGGCAGCCAUGGCAGCAAAUCCCAAGCCUCCUCAUCUUCUUUUCCUUCACCUUCUCUUGCUCUCCACACUUUCUUUACAGAUCACAGCAUCACCGGCAACACAAGCAGAAGCUCUUGUCAAAUGGAAAAACAGCCUCUCCCCUCUUCCCGGCCCUCUUCUAACUUCAUGGUCCCUCGCCAACCUCAACAACCUUUGCAACUGGACAAGCAUUGCCUGCAACGACUCAACCGGAACAGUCUCCGAGAUAAACCUCUCAGGUGCCAAGCUCAACGGAACACUGGCCCACUUCAACUUCACUCCGUUCCUUAAUCUCACCCGCUUCGACCUCAGCCACAACAAUCUCAGCGGACCAAUACCUUCGGAGAUAGGCCGGCUAACGGAGCUUCAGUAUGUAAGUCUUCUCGACAACCAUCUCGAUGGGACAAUCCCAUAUCAGAUUAGCAAUCUUCAAAAGGCAUGGUACAUAGACCUUGGAUCAAACUUCUUGGUAAAUCCUGAUUGGUCUAAGUUUUCUGCCAUGCCAUUGUUGACCCAUCUUGGGUUCAAUUCCAGUAAACUCGCUUCAGGGUUCCCAGGAUUUAUACUUGAUUGUAAGAACUUGACGUCCUUGGAUUUGUCCCAGAAUCACUUGACUGGACCAAUACCAGAAUCUGUAUUUACCAAUCUGGGCAAGCUUGAAUACCUUGAUCUUUCUGCUAAUUUAUUCCAAGGGCCAUUGUCACCAAACAUUUCCCACCUUUCCAAGCUCCAAACUCUUUAUCUGCAUACAAAUCAGUUCUCUGGCUCAAUUCCAUCCGAGAUUGGGAACUUGAAAGAUUUGCUGACUUUAACACUUUUCGAAAACCAGCUCUCUGGCCCAAUUCCACCGGAAAUAGGCCUAUUGACAAAGCUCCAAACUCUUCCUCUGUUUAAAAAUCAGUUCUCUGGCUCAAUUCCAUCCGAGAUUGGGAACUUGAAAGAUUUGCUGGAUUUAGAACUUUCAGAAAACCACCUCUCUGGCCCAAUUCCACCGGAAAUAGGCCUAUUGACAAAGCUCCAAACUCUUUUUCUGGAUACAAAUCAGUUCUCUGGCUCAAUUCCAUCCGAGAUUGGGAACUUGAAAGAUUUGCUGAAUUUAGAACUUUCAGAAAACCACCUCUCUGGCCCAAUUCCACCGGAAAUAGGCCUAUUGACAAAGCUCCAAACUCUUUAUCUGUAUACAAAUCAGUUCUCUGGCUCAAUUCCAUCCGAGAUUGGGAACUUGAAAGAUUUGCUGAAUUUAGAACUUCCAGAAAACCACCUCUCUGGCCCAAUUCCACCGGAAAUAGGCCUAUUGACAAAGCUCAAAAAUCUUUAUCUUAAUAAAAAUCAGUUCUCUGGCUCAAUUCCAUCCGUGAUUGGGAACUUGAAAGAUUUGCUGGAUUUAUCACUUUCAAGAAACCACCUCUCUGGCCCAACUCCACCGGAAAUAGGCCUAUUGACAAAGCUCCAAACUCUUCAUCUGUAUACAAAUCAGUUCUCUGGCUCAAUUCCAUCCGAGAUUGGGAACUUGAAAGAUUUGCUGGAUUUAGAACUUUCAGAAAACCACCUCUCUGGCCCAAUUCCACCGGAAAUAGGCCUAUUGACAAUGCUCCAAACUCUUUUUCUGGAUACAAAUCAGUUCUCUGGCUCAAUUCCAUCCGAGAUUGGGAACUUGAAAGAUUUGCUGAAUUUAGAUCUUUCAGAAAACCACCUCUCUGGCCCAAUUCCUCUGACAGUUUGGAACCUCACAAACCUUCGAGACUUGGAACUUUCCUUCAACAAUCUCACUGGCACAAUCCCACCGGAGAUUGGAAAUAUGACAUCGCUGCAGACUCUUGAUCUCAACGCUAACCAACUCUACGGGGAGUUGCCGGACACCAUUUCUCGCCUCACUAAUUUAAAGGCAAUCUAUCUUUUGACCAAUAACUUCUCGGGCACUAUUCCGAGUGACUUUGGGAAGUAUAGUAAUCUGAGCAGUGUUAUCUUUUCCAACAACAGCUUCUCUGGAGAAUUGCCACCUGAAUUGUGCAGCAGCUUUGGUCUUCAUAAUUUCACAGUUGAUAGCAACAACUUCACAGGGCCAUUGCCAGAGUGCUUGAGAAAUUGCAAGCAACUAAAGAGAGUGCGUUUUGAUGGGAACCGAUUCAAUGGAAACAUUACAAAUGCAUUUGGAUUUCAUCCAAAUCUUAGUGUGAUUUAUCUUGGUGACAAUCAAUUUGUUGGUGAAAUCUCAGCGGCAUGGGGAGAAUGUGAAUCUCUCACUGAUUUGCAGAUGGACAGAAACAGAAUCUCUGGAAAAAUCCCAGUAGAGCUUGGAAAGUUGACUCGACUGCAGGUUUUGAAACUGGACUCCAACGAAUUGUCCGGGGAAAUUCCAACUGUACUUGGAAAUCUAAGCCUGCUGUACAAGCUCAAUCUGAGCAGGAACCAUUUGACAGGAGAGAUUCCUCGGAGUCUAGACAGUUUGAGUGAACUUAGUAGUCUUGAUUUGUCUAGAAAUAGUUUGACUGGGAACAUACCAAAAGAACUUGGGAAUUGUGGUAAAUUAUUGUCCUUGGACUUGAGCAACAACAACCUGUCAGGGGUAAUACCAUCUGAGCUUGGUAACUUAGUCGCGUUGCAGACAUUGUUGGACCUCAGCAGCAAUCGACUCUCAGGAAAUAUUCCUCAAAACCUUGCGAAGCUUUCAUCAUUGGAAAGUCUUAAUGUGUCACAUAACCAACUUUCAGGGGAAAUCCCAUCAUCGUUUACCAGCAUGGUUAGUCUACGCAACACUUCCAUCGAUUUUUCAUACAACAAUUUAACUGGUUCGAUCCCAACUAGUACAGUUUUCGAAGAUGCACCUGCGAAAGCUUAUGUUGGAAACUCAGGUUUGUGUGGAGAUGGAGAAGGACUAUCUCCUUGUUACACAUAUUCCAGAAAGAAAAAACAUUCUAAUACAAAUAUAACUCUAUUAGUUGUCCUCGUUCCUAUAUGUGGCCUAUUGCUGCUUGCAAUUAUUGUUGCUAGACUCAUAAUAUGUUAUCGGAGGAAAAAAACCCUUGAUGAAGAAAGCAAAGCAAUUUUAGAGAGUGAGCAGAAGGCUGAGUCACUGAUAUGGGGAAGAAAAUGUAAAUUCACAUUUAGGGAUAUUGUGAAGGCCACGGAAAACUUCCAUGAGGAGUAUUGCAUUGGAAAAGGAGGAUUUGGAAGCGUUUACAAAGCGGCAUUGCCAACAGGUCAGAUUGUUGCAGUUAAAAGAUUUAACUUGUCGGACUCCAGUGACAUCCAAGCGGCCAGUCUUAAGAGUUUUGAGAAUGAGAUUCGUAUGUUGACAGAAGUCAGGCACCGCAAUAUCAUUAAGCUUUAUGGGUUCCGUUCCAUUAGGGGGUGCACGUACUUGGUUUAUGAAUACGUAGAGAAAGGCAGUUUGGGAAAUGUAUUGCGUGGGGUGGAAGGGAAAGCAGAACUUGACUGGGGUAGACGGCUGAAAAUCGUGAAAGGUGUGGCUCAUGCAAUUGCUUACUUGCACCAUGAUUGCUCUCCUCCAAUUGUGCAUCGGGACAUAACUGUGAACAACAUAUUGUUGGAGUUAGAGUUCGAACCGCGGCUCUCAGAUUUUGGCAUUGCAAGAUUGUUGAGUUCAUAUACUACAACUGUUGCUGGGACUUAUGGCUACAUGGCUCCGGAACUCGCAUUCACGACGAGGAUAACAGAUAAAUGCGAUGUUUAUAGCUUUGGAGUGGUGGCAUUAGAAGUUAUGAUGGGAAGGCACCCAAAGGAGCUCUUAUCUUCCCUGUUAUUGUCCAAAUCAACAACGGCAGUAUCAGACAAUACAGAAUUUCUUCUAAAGGAUGUGCUAGAUCAAGGACUCUCACAACCCACAGGCCAUAUCGCGCAAGAGGUGGCAAUUGUGGUGACUAUAGCCUUACAAUGCGUGGGUGACAAGCCAGAGUCACGACCCACCAUGAGUUUUGUGGCACAAGAACUGUCAGCUCGAAUCCAAGCUAGCUAGCAAUUCCUACCCAAUUGACAAGAUGACCAUUAGAAUUUAGCAACCUUACAACUUAGAAGCCUUUACAAAUAGAAAAAUUGGCAUUGUAAGGUGCGCUGUGAUUCGGGUUUGGUAGAGCUAUAGCGAGGCCUAGAAUUUAUUUUGCAUUAAUAUUUUCAUCCCA
This is a messenger RNA of Alnus glutinosa, 4169 nucleotides long. RefSeq names its product probable leucine-rich repeat receptor-like protein kinase At1g35710. The record is from RefSeq and is a predicted model, not a curated record. Lineage: Eukaryota; Viridiplantae; Streptophyta; Magnoliopsida; Fagales; Betulaceae. Gene Ontology annotation, cellular component: plasma membrane. The transcript is spliced from 2 exons. Gene Ontology annotation, biological process: protein phosphorylation; hormone-mediated signaling pathway. Gene Ontology annotation, molecular function: protein binding; protein kinase activity; ATP binding. Bases 20 to 4006 code for a protein of 1328 amino acids.